GGAAUUUUCUUUUUCAGGAGAGCUAUCAACAAAAAUGGAAUUAAAAUUAAUUCUUCUGUUUAUUUUGGCCGCAAUUCUAAUUUCUGAAAUUCAAUCUGCUGAACAUAAAGAGAGAAAGCAUAAGUAUCGCAAACACAAGAAAUGGUCUCCACCUGCAGCACUGUCAAGCAAUUUGGAUGAGGAAGGUCCACAAGGAAUCUCAGACGAAGAAGAAGCCCUUAAAGUUGCCGAAGAUUUAGCAAAACAGCAAGAACGAGAAAGAGAAAGGGAAACUUCUGAAGCUGAUGAUUCUGACGUAACUGAUGACAAAACUCCCCUUAUUGACCCGUGCUCUAAAGUACAUUGCGGAGCUGGUAGAGUUUGCCAGUUAGAUGAAAAUGAAGAUCCUCUCUGUGUGUGUAUCCCAGAAUGUCCCGAAGAGACAGAAGAACGUCGUAAAGUAUGUUCCAACUAUAACGAAACAUGGCCAUCCGACUGUUCUAUCUACCAACAACGUUGCUGGUGUAGUACCAAUGACAAAAAAUGUAAAGAAGAAAAAUACAGACACAUCCACAUCGAGUACUAUGGCGUCUGCCGUGAUAUGCCGGAAUGCAAGAAAGAAGAAAUGGACGACUUCCCACGCAGGAUGAGAGAUUGGCUCUUCAACGUUAUGAGAGAUCUUGCUGACCGUCAAGAACUCACUCCUCACUACUAUAAAAUGGAAAAAGAAGCCGAAAAUAAUCUCACUCGUAGAUGGGUUAAUGCCGCUAUUUGGAAAUGGUGUGACUUAGACAUGAGUCAUGACAGAACCGUGUCGCGACACGAACUCUUCCCGAUUCGUGCCCCAUUAAUGUCCCUAGAGCAUUGUAUGGCUCCGUUCUUGGACUCAUGUGAUACUGAUAACAAUCACAAAAUUACACUUAAAGAAUGGGGAAAAUGUUUAAAUAUUGACGAGGACGAAUUGGAAGACAGAUGCGAUGAAAUUGAAGAAAAUAAUAACAAAAACAAUGACAAUAAAAUCAACGAAUUAGUUUAAACAUAAGCAUAUUUAAAUUUUAGAUAUACUUCUUAUGUAUGAUACUUUAAUAAGUUUUUCUUGGAGUUAAAAAUUAAAUGUAAAAUUAAAAACUCACUGCCAAAUAAUGUUAACGUAAUUGUUAUUCAUAAAUAAUAUUGAUAGGCCUUUUUAUUGUUACUGUUUGUGCCAAUUAGUUAUCUAAUAAUGAUUUCCAAUGCUCUUUAAUUAAUUAAUACAGUCUCUAGCUUAGAAUAUACGAAAUACAAAUAUUGUAAAUAAAGUUUUUACUUUCUAA
This is a messenger RNA of Agrilus planipennis (emerald ash borer), 1292 nucleotides long. RefSeq names its product SPARC (gene SPARC). Bases 35 to 1015 code for a protein of 326 amino acids. The record is from RefSeq and is a predicted model, not a curated record. Gene Ontology annotation, molecular function: calcium ion binding; extracellular matrix binding; protein binding. The transcript is spliced from 6 exons. NCBI's taxonomy places the organism in Eukaryota, Metazoa, Arthropoda, Insecta, Coleoptera, Buprestidae. Gene Ontology annotation, biological process: anatomical structure development.